Messenger RNA from Phaedon cochleariae (mustard beetle), 1333 nucleotides. Lineage: Eukaryota; Metazoa; Arthropoda; Insecta; Coleoptera; Chrysomelidae. The record is from the annotation of a GenBank genome assembly.
ACGCCUUUGACACCUGACCAGUAUUUUCAUUUCAAUUUGAAAAAUUUAAAAGAUCGUUUUUCUAAUUUAGGAUUUUAGGAUCAGAAAUUUCAUUGUUAUUGAGUAGUAUGUCCCAUAAAAUCAAUCCAAGAGAAGUAUUGUUAUAUUUGAAUGAACUGGGGUAUACCAAUGUCACCGCUCAGCAAUUGAAAGAAUUCAUAACAGACCUGAAAAAACUGAUCAAAUAUGAGUUCAGACAUGGAAAGAUUCCGAAAUGUAUGAAUACACUGCCAUCACCACAGCCUGAUACAAACAAUGUAGAUCAUUUUUUGGAUUCCAAAGAUCUCAGUUCAAAUUCAAAACACUUGACAUCUGAAACUUCCAAUAAGCAAAAAUAUGAAGAGGAUAUUUUCCAUACACUUCAUAACCACCAUACUGUAUCUUCUAGAACCAGAACAGUUAAUACAAAGGAAAAACAUAUUUCAGUGCAUAUAACUCAACCAAGACACAAAAAAAUACAUGAGCAUUGUAUUCAUGUUGAAAGAACAUGUCCUCUUGAAAAAAAGACAAGUACUACUCUGUGUUCAUCUGAAACAAAUAUUGAAGAAUCAAAUAAAGUUGAUAGCUCAAAGACUGAGGUAGAAACAGGGACAGCAGACACUAUUGAUUGUCAACCUAUGUCAAAACAAAGUGUCAGUUGUGGUACCUCAGCCUCCAAAUCUGAGAGUAAAUCCAAGAAAUCAAAGAGUUCAGUGAUUAGAACAAGUUCCUCAAAAACUUUCAACAGAUGUGAUCCAGUUGCUUUAUAUCACCAGUAUAAAGAAGAAUGGAAAAAAAUUAAGUUUCCAGGACUGGAUCACCAUUCUGAUUUGAGGUGGGCAGUCAGAGAAAAACUCAUGAGUGGUCCUCCAGUUCAAGUACCUAUGAGAAGAAGUAGUAGUAAGAAGAAUUUCAAUGAUUUCAACCUCUUUUAAUAUAAUUAUCAUUACUAGAAAUUGAUAAGGAUAAAUAACAUAUAUUUUUUUAUUGACAAAAUAUUGAAGAAUGUUGCUCUAUCUAGUAUUUUUGUAAGAUGUAUUAAGUACAAGCUACCUGAUGAUAAGUAGAUAUAGGAGUUCAAUAAAUACUUGUUUCAUUCAUCUUUUCAUGCCAAAAUUGAUUCAUAGAAGUUAGUAUUCCAGAUAUGAUAUAUCCAAUUGAAACUUAAGGACCAGCUACAUAAAGCUAUCUGUCAAUAUGAAACUGCAUUGAUAAAAGUACCAUCACAGUUAAAAUAAAGAACAAAAAAAGAAAAGAAUGGAUGACAUCAUUGAAUUCAGUUAACAAAAAUAAUAUACCUUUUAUGAAAUUUGAA